Molecule: messenger RNA, 2076 nt
Organism: Acyrthosiphon pisum (pea aphid)
Lineage: Eukaryota; Metazoa; Arthropoda; Insecta; Hemiptera; Aphididae
Product: piggyBac transposable element-derived protein 3-like
Exons: 5
Coding region: 1-2076 (691 amino acids)
Source: RefSeq, a predicted model, not a curated record
AUGUCGUCAGAGGAAGAGUCUGAAAUCGACAUCUCAAAUUUGACAUCUAAAAUUGAUGUAGAACAGAAUAAGUCUGUUAGAUACCGAACUAGACGUAGAGCUAUUGAUUUAGUAGAAAUGAAAGAAGAAACUGAUUGUCAGGAUCAUCUUCUUCAGGAUUUUAAAGAUUUGCAGAAUAUGUCCCGUCGUGUGUUGUCCAGCGAUAUAAUAAUAGAAUUGCUCGGAAACGGAGAAAACUCUGAUUUAUCUGAUUUCUCUGAUGGUUCAGAUAAUAAUGAAGAAGAUGAAUUGGAUAAUCUGCUAGCUAUGAAUGAAGUAUAUGAAAAUUUUGAUUUUCAAAAUAUAGAGGAUGAUAUAGAUUGGAAUAUUGAUAAUAUUGAUGAUGAUAUUGUGGUUGAAACAGAAAAUGUUGAUAGAGUGCUGGAAAAUCCAACUACAUCGUAUAAAUAUCAUAGUGUGAGAAAAGAAAACAUAAAAUGGGACGCAAAGCCACUUACUACAAGAGAAAUUGUUUUUACAGCAGUACCAGAAAAAGAUUUUCCAAGUGCCCCAUUACCACCUAUAGAAUAUUUUCUAAAAUACUUUUCAACUAUAUCAUUUGACGACAUGGCACAUUUUACCAAUUUAUUUGCUCAACAAAAUAAUACUAGAAACUGGACAGAUACUAAUGUAUCAGAAAUGAAGGUAUUUAUUGGAAUACAUUUGUAUAUUGGUAUUAUUGGGUUCCCUCGAGUCAUUAUGUACUGGCAGCCAGAUUAUCGAAUAGAUAUAAUAGCAGAUAACAUGACAAAAAAUAGAUUUUUUGAACUAAGAACUAAUUUUCAUGUACAAGAUAAUUUAUUAAAUCCUACAGACAAUAGUGAUAAAUUUUUUAAAGUAAGACCUUUGUACAACUCAAUAAAAAAAAGAUGCAAUGAACUACAUACUGAAAAAAACCUAUGCAUUGACGAACAAAUGGUACCAUUCAAAGGACGCCUUGGUCUCAAACAAUAUAUGCGUGGUAAGCCCAGUCCGUGGGGUAUAAAGCUAUAUUUAUUAUGUGGGGCUGGAGGCAUGGUUUAUGACCUAUUACUAUAUCAAGGCUCAAACACCGAAUUAGAUCAAGAAACUAAGGCACACUUUGGAUUAGGUGGAUCAGUUGUUCUGAAAUUGUGUGAACAGCUAAAGAAAAAUAGACACAUAUUAUAUUUUGACAAUUUCUUUACAUCUUAUAACUUAUUAAAUGCUCUUCAAGAUCAAAAAAUAUAUGCAGCAGGUACAGCUAGAGUUAAUAGAUUUGCAAAUCCACCUCUUAUGACAGAUAAACAUUUACGAAAAUUGGGUAGAGGAGCAUCUUUUGAAGUAACUGGAUCUAAUGAACAUGAAGGAAGAACAAAUCAAAUAGGAAUAAUAAAGUGGUUUGAUAAUAAAGGUGUUGUACUAGCUUCUAACUUUUUGACAUCAGGUAAUACUGAUGAAGUUAACAGAUGGGACAAGAAAGAAAAAAAAUACAUUACAUUAGAAAGACCAGAAAUAGUAAAGUUGUACAACAAAAGUAUGGGUGGAGUCGAUUUACAUGACCAAUUGAUCAGUUAUUUUCGAAUAUUUAUUAGAUCACGUAAAUGGACUCUUCGUAUGGUAACACAUUCUUUUGACAUGGCUUUGACAAAUAGUUGGAUGGAGUACCGAAAUGAUGCAACACAUUGUAAUAUUUUAAAAAAAAUGGACUUGCUUCUUUUCAAACAACGUGUAGCAAAAACCCUUAUUUCUCUUGGUAGAAGUCAAAUGUAUACUCCUGAGCGCAAAAAAAAAGUAGGAAGACCUAGUUCUUCACCUUCACCACCAUUAAUUCCAAUAAAAUCAAGAAAACCAAGAAAUAUUGAUGAUCCAACUCCAUAUAAUGAAGUUCGUUAUGAUUGCAAUAAUCAUUUUGCUAUAUUCGAUGACAGACAACAUACUACUAGAUGCAAUGCUGGAACAUUAAUUAUGGGAUUAUUUCCAGUUAUUAAUACAUUUACCUUUGAUAUGGAAGCUUCAGUCAAAUUUGCUAACACACUAUCUAAAUCAUCAAUGCAAUUAGCAUUUUCUGAAUGUUGA